CCGUGCCAAAUGGACAGCGCUGCCAAGAUGGAAAUCGCCCACAGCCAGUUCAUGCAGCCAGCCUGCUUCUUUGCCACCCAGAGCUUGCAGCUGAGCCCCUCAGAGGGACAGCCGGCUAACACCAAGUCCUUGCCUAAGCUGAAGAGGCAGCGCUCGUCCUCCCCUGAACUCAUGCGGUGCAAGAGGAGGUUAAACUUCAGCAGUUUCGGCUACAGCCUCCCUCAGCAGCAGCCGGCAGCAGUAGCCCGGCGCAACGAGAGAGAGAGGAACCGGGUGAAGCUGGUCAACCUGGGCUUUGCCACUCUCCGGGAACAUGUCCCCAACGGUGCGGCCAACAAGAAGAUGAGCAAGGUGGAGACGCUGCGCUCGGCUGUGGAGUAUAUCCGGGCGCUGCAGCAGCUGUUGGACGAGCAUGAUGCGGUGAGCGCUGCUUUCCAGUCUGGAGUGCUGACACCUGCCAUCUCCCCCAAUUACUCCCAUGAUAUGAACUCUAUGGCGGGGUCACCCGUCUCCUCAUACUCCUCUGAUGAGGGCUCCUAUGACCCUCUCAGUCCUGAAGAGCAAGAACUGCUAGACUUCACCACCUGGUUCUGAGCUUUAUGGAGCAGGACUGUUGCAAAGACUGCAAAUUCACCUUCCUACACUGGAAAACAAAGUGAAGCACAUAGGAGCUGCAAAAAUCUCCAAGAACACUGAAGCACUAAAUUUGCACUCCAGACCAAUCCACGGGAUGAAAUG
Bombina bombina (fire-bellied toad) is the source of this 738-nucleotide messenger RNA. RefSeq names its product achaete-scute family bHLH transcription factor 1 (gene ASCL1). Gene Ontology annotation, molecular function: DNA-binding transcription factor activity, RNA polymerase II-specific; protein dimerization activity; RNA polymerase II transcription regulatory region sequence-specific DNA binding. The transcript has 2 exons. The coding region runs from base 10 to 594 and encodes 194 amino acids. Lineage: Eukaryota; Metazoa; Chordata; Amphibia; Anura; Bombinatoridae. The record is from RefSeq and is a predicted model, not a curated record. Gene Ontology annotation, cellular component: RNA polymerase II transcription regulator complex. Gene Ontology annotation, biological process: positive regulation of transcription by RNA polymerase II; regulation of neurogenesis; neuron differentiation.